AACUGUCGUCUGUCAAAACUUGUAGAAAAUGGUGUGGUAGUGCACUGGAUUAAAGUGCCGUUGAUUCCCUGAAUAAAACCCAAAAGUUCAAUCGAAAAAUCCCGCAAGACGCUUACAGCCCCCUUGGACGGAGCUAUGAGUUAUAAGGAAAAGUUGCCAAAGCUGGUCGACGUUUACCGCUCCUCGAAACCGCUCGACAGGAGGCAAUUACCUCUUGUUGUCGAUGAAAAUUUAACGUUGGUGAUGGACGUCCGCAGUUCCGGCCUCGUGUGUGAUAACCCCCUGGUCCGGGGCAAGGAGCUGGAGGAGUUUACGAAAAAAUACGACACCUUGAGCGAAACGGAGCUGCGUUCGGCCUUAGAAAUCACCAAAUCGGAACUCAUGAACGUGCUCAACCAAAACGUGCCAUGUGUGGGGUGCCGCCGGAGCGUUGAACGGCUGUACUACCAACUGUUCAAGCUGCGCCACCCGACGUUGAACCCCCUAAUGGUCGAAAAAGACGGCAAAAUUACAAUCGACGAGAAGCAGGCCAUGCCGCAAGUCCUUUGUUCGAUUUUUCACGACCAUUCUUCACGUUUGGCGAAAUUGAUCGAAAAUCAGCCGAAAAGAAGCAAAAAGAGUCUCCGGUGCCUUUUACAUUCGUUGGAUUCGCAGCGUAGUCGCCCUUUGACCCCCAUUUGGAGGGACGUGUGGGGCUGCAUGCAGACUGAUUGUAAGAAAGAUGUUUGCAUUAUUGAGGCCCCCAGCUUAAGGGCCACUCUAGAGACGUACCUGCGCAAGCAUAGGUUCUGCGGCGAGUGCAGGACGAAGGUUUUGAGAGCUUAUACGCUUCUGAUGGAAGAGGCUGAACCUUGCAAGGAGAAAGGUUACAUAACCCAACUAUACGCCGGUAUUAAGCGAUGUUUGCGCGACAAACACAUCCACCUGCCCAUCCAGACCGACUACAUUACGAAACUGAUUAGUCGUGCCGAACCGGAAUUGCUCGGAAGUCGUAGAGAACGCCACGCUAAGACUUUAGAAAUCGCGCAAGAAGAAGUCCUCACUUGUCUCGGCAUCUGCAUGUAUGAACGCCUUCAUCGUAUCUACAUGCGUAUGCGCGAGGAGGAAUGUACCUGUCAGGUGUUUGCAGCCGUGGCUGUUGACACUUUGAGUCGAAGUUUUGAAACGGCCGUCGAACGAAAACGUGGUUUUUCACAACUCGAGUUAUUAUACGCGGAACUAGCACGCGAAGAACAACAGAAACAGAUCAGAAAAGAGCAGAAAAAGAUUAAACGUAAGCGCAAAAAGGGCAAAAGUUUGGAACAGGACGGGAAAGAGAAUUGCAAUGAGGAGGAUUUCGAGGAUAAUUGCUAUUCGCAAGCGGAUUUGAGUUGUUACAGUUGUGAGGAGUUGCUGAAAUGUGACGAUGAUGAUGAUGAUUACGAUUGUGACAAGCUGUGGAUUGAUGGGUGCAAGUGUGAGGAGGAGAAGGAGGAAAAAUGUGGCUAUACAAAUAAUAAAAAAGGAUCGAGCGAUUAUGGAUAUUCGUCGGAAAAUAAUAAUGGUUGUUGCGAAACGGCAAGUCUUAUUUCGAGUAUUUCAAGUUCGCCGGAAGGAUCAGAGUUGGCGUGUGAUACGUGUUGCCAACAUGAUGGCGAUACGUUGAAGAGGUUCAGAGAUGGCGAACAUCCGAGCUUGCAGCAGAUGUUAGAGGGUUGUAGCGAGGACGAAGACGACAGCAAUUGUAAAUUAACGCCGGAAGAGGUGUGGGAGUUUGAAAACAACCACAAACACUUAAUCGAGAAGCGUCAAGAAUUGCGCGAAGCUUUAAAAAAACGUUUUAUCGAUUUUUGUGCAUACGGUCCUUUGCCAGUGCCUCGUUUACUGGUUCAGUCGAAAUAUGCUUCAAAUUGAGAUUUGAUUUUUUCAUUUUUUAUUAGGGGUCCAUUUAUUUCGUUACAGUCUUUUUAACUGGAUGUAUUUUUUUUAAAACGCCGCAUUAUACAAAUUUUUAAAGCA
Tribolium castaneum (red flour beetle) is the source of this 1998-nucleotide messenger RNA. RefSeq lists its product as uncharacterized. Gene Ontology annotation, cellular component: cytoplasm; nucleus. The record is from RefSeq and is a predicted model, not a curated record. The transcript is spliced from 7 exons. Bases 136 to 1893 code for a protein of 585 amino acids. Lineage: Eukaryota; Metazoa; Arthropoda; Insecta; Coleoptera; Tenebrionidae.